AUGGGAGAACGACGGAGACUUGGCGAUGUCGCGGUAAAUCUUUUAUUGUUCGCCGGCAUGAUGACUGCGGGAUUGUACAUAGCCAGAAACUUGUUGACACCUAUGCUGAGCAAUCUUGCCGACCCAGACAAAGAGAAGCGCGAGCAAACACGGAGACAGGCAAAAGCACACCUUGAACGAUUGAAUAGACGUCGCAACGAGGUCGAAAAUUCAUCGCGGGAUAUGGACGAUGGGAAUAGGGCUGGCAAAGUAGAUGAUUUAGUUCUCAACGAGUAUGAAAACUUAGUUGCAUUAGAAAUGGUGCCGCCUGAAGACAUACACGUUUGCUUUGAAGACAUUGGCGGCCUCGACGAUAUUAUUGAAGAACUACAAGAAUCAGUCAUCUACCCACUCACAAUGCCGCAACUGUAUUCCCAUACAUCGCCUCUACUUUCAGCGCCGCCGGGAGUGUUACUUUUUGGACCUCCUGGAUGUGGAAAAACAAUGCUUGCAAAGGCAUUGGCUCACGAGAGCGGUGCGUCAUUUAUCAAUCUUCACAUUUCUACAAUGACGGAGAAAUGGUAUGGGGAUUCAAACAAAAUAGUACGCGCUGUUUUCUCGUUGGCGCGCAAGAUGCAGCCAGCUAUCAUAUUUAUUGACGAGAUAGAUGCCGUUUUGGGGACGAGGAGAAGCGGAGAAAACGAGGCAAGUAGCAUGGUCAAAGCCGAGUUCAUGACAUUAUGGGACGGCCUUACAUCAGCAAAUUCAUCAGGUCUACCAGCUCAAAUUGUUGUUCUUGGUGCUACGAACCGCAUCAACGACAUCGAUGAAGCGAUUUUGCGUCGUCUGCCCAAAAAGUUUCCAGUACCACUCCCGGGUUUGGAACAACGACGCAAGAUUCUGCAGCUGGUAUUACAAGAUACCCAAACAGACGAACAUGAUUUUGACUUGGCCUAUGUGUCAAUGAUCACAGCUGGAAUGUCAGGAAGUGACAUCAAAGAAGCAUGUCGAGAUGCCGCCAUGGAGCCAGUUCGAGAGUACAUGCGACGGCACAGAACUGAAGGGCGCCGAAUGGCAUUUGUCGACCCUCAAGAGUUCCGCGGUAUCAGAACUAACGAUUUCUUUGGGAAGCGAGCAAGACAAAAUGAUACAGGCACUGGAAAUUCGCAUUCGCAAGUUACCAUGCAUGGACAGCCAAGCCAAACCCGAACGUCCACCAGCGAGUAUAAAAAUUGGCAUCAACCUGUUGCGGAAAAUAAGGAUUAG
Molecule: messenger RNA, 1245 nt
Organism: Ustilaginoidea virens
Lineage: Eukaryota; Fungi; Ascomycota; Sordariomycetes; Hypocreales; Clavicipitaceae
Exons: 4
Coding region: 1-1245 (414 amino acids)
Cellular component (GO): mitochondrial outer membrane
Molecular function (GO): ATP binding; ATP hydrolysis activity
Source: RefSeq, a predicted model, not a curated record